This is a messenger RNA of Glarea lozoyensis ATCC 20868, 393 nucleotides long. RefSeq lists its product as uncharacterized. The transcript is spliced from 3 exons. The coding region runs from base 1 to 393 and encodes 130 amino acids. The record is from RefSeq and is a predicted model, not a curated record. NCBI's taxonomy places the organism in Eukaryota, Fungi, Ascomycota, Leotiomycetes, Helotiales, Helotiaceae.
AUGUCUACUCCAAAGGGAAGCAUGGAAGUCAGUCACGGCCGUGGUGGAGCGGGAAACAUUGGCACCGACAACACUGUCUAUGGUGACGGAGAGAUCGUUCGCGAGGGAGCUGUGGGUGACCACGGUGAUGGCGCAUUCAGCACUGGUCGCGGAGGUGCAGCAAACAUCGGCUCUCCCAAGGUCGGAGCCACCGCAAGAAAGGACGAGAUUGCGAUCCCAGAGGUAGCUCUACGACCAAGCAUGGAGGACCAGAACUACCACACCGGACGAGGAGGUCAAGGCAAUGCGCAUCUGACCGGACCACAAGGCACGAAGCACCCGGAGGGACUGGCAGAUAAGCUGAAGAACAAGCUGUUCAAGAAGAAGGUCGCAAAGGAGGAGGCCAAGGCAUGA